This is a messenger RNA of Solanum lycopersicum (tomato), 1942 nucleotides long. RefSeq names its product probable carbohydrate esterase At4g34215. The record is from RefSeq and is a predicted model, not a curated record. NCBI's taxonomy places the organism in Eukaryota, Viridiplantae, Streptophyta, Magnoliopsida, Solanales, Solanaceae.
GGUGUGUAAUCUGUUCUAAUUUCUUAUUUAGGUCUCUAAUUAGAAUUUUGAAUUUUCUCAAAAUUCAUCAAAAAUGUCAAAUGAAAAAUUGAAUAAGAUCUGUAUAGAUGAAUCAAACCCAAUGCUCAACGUUGUAGUGAGAUGUAAAUACGAAUUUUUGCUGAAUUUGCAAAUUUUUUUAUCGAAAUUGAAUUCGGGAAUAAGAUUAUGAUCUUGCCCAUGCUAUGGUGUAUGUAUUUUUUCUUGUAUCUUGCUACACUUUAUUUUGAUUGAUGCUAAUGUACUAUUUUAGAUCAAUUUCAGUCUAAAAAUUUUGAAAUGGAAAAAAAACAAGAAAUGGGAUUCUCAAUGAAGUUUCAACGGGGGACUCAGCGCGUGGAAUCACGCAAGACUAAUUAUUUGGUUUCUGUGUGGAGGUCAGCACUUAGAUGCAUAGCAAAUAGGGCAAUAUAAAAUUCGAAUAAGAGAAUUUUAGACCAUUUUCUCUAAAUUAAAUGUACAUAUUAAGUAAUUCUCAACAUAAAAUCACGAGAUUCCGCCAAACUCAUAACUAAAACUCUAAUUCCACCCCUGACUAUCUCUUCCUACAACAUUUUAUUUCCAAAGCUACUAUAGUCCAUAAAUGAUCAUUUUUCCUCAUUUGCAUUAAUGCAUAUUAUUUACACAUUUUUUGUCAAACUUCUUUUCGAGUAAAGUUUUGUUUGGAUAUGUAUAUACUUUAUUAUUUUAUUUCUUUUUGAAUUAUUGUUAGUGGAGGUUAAAUUUCUUCCUAAAACAGGGUAAAAAAUAUUCGAAAAUCAAAAUUUCUAUAUCUAAUCAAAUUUCAUAAUCAAACAGAUAUUUAACAAUAUUUUUUUUAAAAAAAAAACAAAAACUAGUCAAACACUAGCAUAAUUACCUAAUAUUUAUAGAUUUUGUUCCUAUAUCUCAUUCUCAUUCAAUUUCAUCCACCCCCAAAGAAAAAAAAAGAUGUUGUUGGCCUAUAUUUUCUUGAUUCUUUUGGCACAUCCUUUUUGUGUCAUUCCUACAAACACAACAACAUCAAAUGACAACAAAAGCAUAUUCAUUUUAGCAGGACAAAGCAACAUGUCUGGCAGAGGUGGUGUAGUAAACAACAUUUUUGAUUGGUACAUUCCACCAGAAUGUCAGUCUAAUUCAUCAAUUCUAAGACUAACAAAAGGACUUUCAUGGGAAGUAGCAAAAGAGCCAAUUCAUCAAGACAUUGAUUAUUAUGCAGUUUGUGGGAUUGGUCCUGGAAUGUCAUUUGCUAACUUUAUCCUAAAAAAUGAUCCAAAUAUUGGUCUCAUUGGUUUAGUACCAUGUGCUAUUGGUUCCACAAAUAUUACCCUAUGGUCUCAAGGUUCAUUUUGUUAUAAUCAAAUGGUGAAUAGGGCUCGAAUCGCGUUACAAGAUGGUGGAACGUUACGAGCCCUUCUUUGGUAUCAGGGAGAGAGUGAUACUCUCAAUCUUGAUGAUGCUGAAUCGUAUAAAUCAAGAUUGGAGAAAUUCUUUACUGAUGCGCGAAAUGACUUAGAUGUACCUUCUCUACCUAUUAUUCAGGUGGCAUUGGCAACAACAUUAGGGCCUUAUAUGAAGGAGAUAAGAAAGGCCCAAUUACGGAUUAACCUUCCUAAUGUGAAAACAGUUGAUGCUAAUGGGCUCAAAGUAGGCCCAGAUUAUGUGCAUCUUAGUACACAAGCAGAGGCCCAACUUGGACAGAUGAUGGCCCAAGCCUUUUUGGAGUUUGGUUCAUACACAAUCCAUAAUUCUUUGGAGGUCAAAAAAAAGGAAUAGAAAUCAUUAUAACUUUUUCUUAAAAUUAUAAUUUAAUUCAGAAGAUAGAGUCUGAAUGUAAUUUAGGCCGGUUGAUAUACAUGUUGAAAAAUUAUUCUAGUUUCUGAUAAAUUCUAAUCUUUCUAUUGCAAUUUAUAUUUAAAAAGUA